Poeciliopsis prolifica (blackstripe livebearer) is the source of this 4203-nucleotide messenger RNA. It is a transcript of the gene rnd1b, whose product is annotated as Rho family GTPase 1b. The coding region runs from base 194 to 892 and encodes 232 amino acids. Gene Ontology annotation, biological process: small GTPase-mediated signal transduction. Lineage: Eukaryota; Metazoa; Chordata; Actinopteri; Cyprinodontiformes; Poeciliidae. The record is from RefSeq and is a predicted model, not a curated record. Gene Ontology annotation, molecular function: GTPase activity; GTP binding. The transcript is spliced from 5 exons.
UCCAACAGACACACAGAAACCGGGACUCUUUAUCUCACUGGGACUGGUUCUGAGCUGUUCUGUUGCUUUUUUUUUUUUCUACUUCUAUUUUUUUAAUUAUUAUUUUAUUUUUGUCUGCGGCAUUUUUUUUUUAUUUCUCCCUCCACUCCCCCUCCACCCCUCCUGGAGAAAACUCUGUAGCGUGUUCGUCAUCAUGAAGGAAAGGAGAAAUACGCAACCGCUGGUGGUGAGAUGUAAACUGGUUCUUGUGGGAGACGUUCAAUGCGGAAAAACGGCGAUGUUGCAAGUACUGGCGAAGGACUGCUACCCUGAGACCUACGUGCCCACGGUGUUUGAAAACUACACAGCCUGCCUGGAGCUGGAGGAGCAGCGGGUGGAGCUGAGUCUGUGGGACACCUCAGGUUCUCCGUACUACGACAAUGUGAGACCCCUGUGCUACAGUGACUCUGACGCAGUCUUGUUGUGUUUUGACAUCAGCCGCCCAGACACAAUGGACAGCAGUCUCAAAAAGUGGAAAAGUGAAAUCCUGGACUUCUGUCCAAGCACUCGGAUCUUGCUGAUCGGUUGUAAGAUAGACCUCCGCACCGACGUGUGCACACUCAUGGAGCUGUCCAACCUAAAACAGACUCCAAUUACCUACGAGCAGGGCUCUGCUAUGGCCAAACAGCUUGGUGCUGAAGCUUAUCUAGAGUGCUCAGCCUUCACCUCGGAGAAAAGCAUUCACAGCGUAUUUCGUACCGCAGCGAUGGCCUGCAUCAACAAGCUGCAGCCCCUCCCAAAGUCCAGCCCCACCCGCCGCCUCUCCAAAAGACUCCUCCACCUGCCCAGCAAGUCGGACCUGCUCUCCUCCUCCUUCAAGAAGGAAAAGACCAAGAGCUGCUCUGUGAUGUGAAGGAAGGCAGGAGGGGCUCCAGGUCCUCGUAGACGACUCCCAGCCCCAGCCUCUUUGGUCUCGGGGAAGGGGGGUGGGCAUGAUGGUUUUAUCAGGGCUCUCCUGCUGAAUCCUUCCCUCACCCCCCCGAAAACCAAACAAACCCUCAGAAGAGGCGGACACUCAGCUGUCCGCUCUCUCCUGAACCUUCGAGCGCACAUCCAUAAUAAAAUUUUUUUUUAUUAUUAUUAGUAUUAUUUCGCUUUUGAGACAAAACUUAAAACGGUAAAGGGUUGGGUCCAUUGAACUUUCUUUAUUUUCCCACCUAAAAACAAACUCUCCAUCUGUCUGAUUUUUAUGCAUCUACAGGCACAUCUUGAUUUAAUCCGAUAUGGAAGUGUGCGAUUUUCAAACUUGUUGCGUAAAUGCCUCUCAGAAAAACCGAAUAGAUAUUUUUCUAAGUACUUGAACAAAUCUAGCAUGAAACUGUUGGGGAAUUAGCAAAAAUCCCUCCCUAAGUGUGGUGUGUGAGGUGUCCCCUGUUUCACCCUUUUCUGGUGAAAGAACAUUAUGUAGAGGGAGAACAGAGACAGAAUCCACAGACCUGUCAUCACUGGUGUCAGUGGCGAUAUGAGCGGCAGAAGGCAGUGCUGCCGUGCGUUCAGAGUCUAGCUUUCAUCCACCUGGAUGGGCCGGAGAGCCAUGGCUGCGUGGCUACGAACGACUCUGUUCCACCAGCUUCCAGUUGAGCAAGUAGCAAAGGCUGGCGAGGUUCUGUAUUUGUAAAAAAUAGCAGCGGAUGUAAGGCCAGGAAAAAAAUUUGUGGAGGCUUGAAAUGGGCUCCAUUCACUGCAGGAGCCCCUACUUCUACUAAUGCAUCAGAAAUAGAAAGGCAAAGAGGCUUUUGUUGAAAUCGGCAUCAUAAACAUGCAAGCUUCAACCCGUGUGGGUCUGAUUUACAAGGCUUCACUGCUUCAAGGGUUCAAGGCAGAUUUUAAAAUGUAAGAUCUCUGCCAUUGUGGUCAGACUGACAAUUAAUGCUAAAAAUAUGCUUUGUUUAAUCAAAUAUUCUUCAGAAAAGAGUUGUAGCAUUGCAAUGAUAGUUUUUUUUUUUUUUUUUACCAUUUGCAGUUUGAAAAAUAAUGCCUUUAAUGUUCCUGGAAAGUCAGUGAGAUUUACCAAUACUGUAAAAUGCCUGUGAAUUUGCAUUGACCUAAUGUAGCACUCCACCAAAUGCAACUCUAUUCUUCCAAGACAAAUUAUAGCUUACGUUUUGCGGACACUUGAAUCUCUUGACCUUCAACAAGCGUUGCUCACUGCUGGCGAGAACGACGACGGAGCAAAAAUCAAACGCUUUUCGUCAUCGGCUUAAAUCUUUGGCUUCAUGGUUAUGUGUCUGUCCUGCGCUUCUGACCGUAAAGCAAUAACGAUUGAAGUGCUCAUGAUACAAGGUGUGGCAAUAAAAGAUGCAGCUUCGUGAUUACCGUUGUGCUCUAAGCGGUCGGUAGACAGACAUCAUUGAUUGGAACCAUUUCUGCUGUACAAACCGGCUGCUGAGCUCGUGUCUGUCCGUUCUUCUGUGCAGUCGCUGGUUUUUGGAAGAACCGGUGACGAAAACAAAUAAGGGGGGGGAAAAAGGAAGAAGCGAACAUGCUUCUGUUAGCUGAAAAUGUACCUUAGUUUAAAUGGUUCUUUUGAUGGAACUGCAGCGACUUGCAAAAGUAUUCAUAUCGCCAAACCUUUUUUCGUAUUCAGUGCAAAGUUCUUUGACCAGUUCCAAUCUGGCUCUAUGUGCAAGGUUACUGUCCUGCUUGAGGAUGAACCUGUUCCCUGAUCUCAGAUCUUUCACCUCUGUGCUGAAUGCUGCUGCCUCCUCUCUGUUUCACCAUGGAGAUGAUGUGUUCAUGGUGAUGUGCAGCGUUGGUUUAGUUAGCCACAGAUAAUGGUUCAAUUAGCAUCCUGUUUUACCAGAGUAUGUUCCUCUCCACGUUUGCUAAAAGAGUAAUUUACAUCCAAAUCAAUAUGAAUGGAGCAGGUUUCAUCUGUAGCUCUGCUGACGUUCAUGUCUUGGUUGCAGUUCUUGGUUAUUCUGCUCUAAAUUCAGAUGGUGGGUUAAAUAACGCUGGCACAGUUUUAAAUCUUGACAUGUUUUAUAACCAAACUUUACUUUAAAUUUUAUGUUUGCUAGCAAAUCCAUGAGGUCUUCACAGAACGGCUGGAUUUAUUCUGGGAUUAAAUUGGUUACAAUGGGACUUUUUUUUUUUUUUUUUGACAAUUAGAUUAUUUCUGAUAGUUGUUGUUUAAACUGGAUGUUAGAGUAAAUUACAUUCAACCCAUCUGCAGAUGACCUUCUUCAGAUUUUAAAAUAAAAAUGAUCCUUUCAUCCUUUCCGCUCCACUUCACAAUAUUGCGCUACUCGGCGUUGGUCUAUCAUAUGAAAUACUGUAUUUGUCAAAAUGGGAAAAAAAAGGAUGUAUGGCUAAAAAAUGCUUUUGCAAGGCUCUAUAACUGUUUCUUGGGUAAGUUGGCAAUUACACACUUUUCAAAUUAGAGAUUAACUUCAAAAGUGAACAAUUUUUAAUUAAGGGCUAGUGUGUCAAAGAUAAAAAUAUAUAUAUAUAUAACCUAAAGUAGGACUGAGGAGAACAAGUAAUCAAACUGCACAGGCUGGCCCUGUCCAAAGAAAGCUAUUUUUCCAUUCUUCUUUUAUGUGUAUUUUUCACUAUUUAACGCAUGAUGUGAGUUCUCGUUAUCUUGGAAAUAUCUUCCAGACAUGUUGUGUCUUAACGGUGCUGUGGAUUUUCCCCUUGGGCUUAGAAGAGCUUGACGCCGUCGUUUCCACAAAGGCUUCCAAUAUUCAAGGCCUGGCUGCAGUUCAGACUUCAGCUCUCUGUCAUGUAGACGGAUCAUUUCAGUCAAUAGGCAGACACAUCUACUACUAUACCAUUAUUUAACAGUUAGCUUUCAAAUAAAAGAAAAAAGAAAUUAAGUAUCGGCUGACAUUUUGUGCCUGAUGCAAAGCCUUUCUAUGAUGGGUUGUUCAGGCAGCUCGGUGACCAUGUCAGUUAUUACGCAGCCUUUGUGUCGUAGUCAAUGUGUGGUACAAAUGGUGCAAUCAAACUUCUACGCAUGUCCUAUUAUAUGGUUAUAUAUACUGUCUUGUUUUAUAGUUAUGAAAUUAUUGUUCCUGAUGUUGGUAUUUAUUUGGUGGCUAUUUUUGCUCUUUAUUUUCAGUGACAUGUACAUUUGUUUAAAAUCUGUUUUUGAAAUCCUUCCUUUUUUGUUAUUUUUGUUUGCGUUUAUCGCUGUGUUAAAUAAAGCUUGUCCUGGAA